GUCGGACGCAAUUAUUAAGAUGGUGUGCUUUUGCAACAAGGUAUAUGUUCUCAGGGUACUUGAACAGCCAUGUAAGCGUUUUUUCUGGGCUGCACUUCCACCGCUCCAUUGCUAUAUAUCUGGUGCUCCGACAUCUCUCUACACACUACAAGCUUAAUAAAACACGGCAAGAUGAUAGCCCUACCUGACAUCCAAUCCUCGAACGCCAGAAUCACUACUUCCCUUUCCGAGGGUUCGGUGGCCCUUUUUGUGGGAGGUACCAGUGGCGUCGGCGAGAUCACCCUGAAGCAGUUCGCCAGUCAUACCAAACGCCCCCGCAUCUAUUUCGUUGGCCGCAGUCAAGAAGCGGGUACGCGCAUCGCCACAGAAUGCAAGACCAUGAACCCAGAGGGAGAGUAUAUCUUUAUCCCGGCAGAUGCAAGUCUGAUAAGGGUCGUGGAUGAGGUUUCCCGCGGGGCAGGGGGACAUGAAGGCCAAAUCGACACGACCGAUCUCGAGGCUCGGAAAGCAUCCAUCCCGUUCUAUCGCGGGCAUAUCACAUCCAUGACCACGUUGGCCUUGGAACACCUGGCUGAGCAGGCCCCAACCGUCUCUUUCAUCAAUGUGCAUCCCGGUAUCGUCAAAUCUGGGGUCCUGAGAGAGACGGACAACCUCCGCAUGUGGGUCGUGUGGAUUGUUUUGUUGCUACUUGGGCGAUGGGUUUAUGUCCCCGAGGCUGAGAGCGCGGAGAGACAUCUGUUUCUCCUGACCAGUGCGAUGUAUCCCGCGAGCCACGGCGAAGAUGCUGAGGUGUCGGUACCGGAGGGCAUGUCGGUUGCCCGGGGAGCUGAUGGAAGUCGAGGCAGUGGAGUGUAUUCCAUGCUUUGGACUGGUGAGAGUCCCGACAAUGCGGUCCAAGCCCUGGCUGGAUUGAGGGCGCAUGGAAUCGGGGAAGUCGUUUGGAGGUACACGGAGAGUCAGUUCAAGAGGAUCACGGGAGUGGAGAGUAUAUGAUGUGAUUUAGCAAUGAAGCAUUCCACCAUGGACAAAGCGCGAUAAUAUCUGUUAUCUGGGAAAAUACUCAGUACUGAGUGUGUGGAUGGCAAACUGUGGCAUCUUCCAGAAAGAAACGCGCCGUCGCCCGAUCCGGAAGGACCCCUGAUGACGUCACGAGACUUUUCCUUCCCGAUCGGGAGGCGUCGCGACGCCUCGAUCUUUGCCGCGCGUCCAACUGUCCUGCUUCCCCUGCUUCCCCUGCUUCCCCUGCCAGAAGUCUCGACCGGAGGUGAAAUAAAGC
This is a messenger RNA of Aspergillus heteromorphus CBS 117.55, 1276 nucleotides long. Its product is annotated as short-chain dehydrogenases/reductase. The record is from RefSeq and is a predicted model, not a curated record. Gene Ontology annotation, biological process: secondary metabolic process. The coding region runs from base 172 to 993 and encodes 273 amino acids. The transcript has a single exon. NCBI's taxonomy places the organism in Eukaryota, Fungi, Ascomycota, Eurotiomycetes, Eurotiales, Aspergillaceae.